AACGUACCUUCAAACUCUGAGAGCGAGAGCCAGAAGAGAGACGUUGGCAUUUUGGUAUGUAAAACCUUCAAACUUGAAAUCAAAUUUGUCGAUGUGAGAGUGUGUGUGAGUUUGUUUGUUGUGUGCACUGUGCAGUGCUGAGAGUGGAAUCGUUUUCGGAAAAAGCCACACGUCUUCAUCAUUGCAUCGUCUUUUCUUCCAUGAAACAUCCUUAGCGGUCCCUUCAUAUAUCCUCAAAACCCACCUCACACUUGUCUUACCGUUAUGUUUCGACCCACGUUCCCAGUAUCUUCUUAUCUGCCUCCCUGCUAACUGCCCCAUUUCCCUUUUUGGACUCAAACCGCUUUCUUUCUCUCCCAGAUGGAUGUUUUUUCCGACAAGAACCAAACUUCUCAAAACAAAACAGAUGGGGUUUCCUCUUGUGUUACCGAUUCCACCGCAGACUCCAAGGAAACCAGUUUCUGUGCAUCCACUUCUUCUGUUGCCGUUGAAGAAGCAAAGGCAAAAGGCUCUUCUUCACCCGCUCCUCUUGGUUGGCCCAUUCUCAAGGCUACACUCUCCAAGCGCUCUAAUUCUCAUGAAAAAGAAAACGAACAUAAAUCUCACUUGGAAGACACUAAGCUUACUCGUAUUGGUUUGAAGUUGUCAGAAGUUGACAUGAUGAAGGAGAGGUUUGCAAAAUUGUUGCUUGGUGAAGAUAUGUCAGGUUCUGGUAAAGGGGUUUGCACUGCUUUGGCCAUCUCUAAUGCCAUUACUAAUCUGUGUGCAACUGUAUUUGGGCAAUUAUGGAGACUAGAACCCUUACCUUCUGAGAAGAAAGAAAUGUGGCAGAGAGAGGUGGAGUGGCUUGUUAGUGUUAGUGAUUACAUUGUUGAGUUGAUGCCUUCUUGGCAAACAUUUCCUGAUGGGAGUAAACUCGAGGUAAUGACUUGCAGGCCUAGGACAGAUAUUUUUAUUAACCUUCCAGCUCUUCGCAAACUUGACAACAUGCUUCUCGAAAUUUUAGAUAGUUUCACUUCUACAGAGUUCUGGUAUGUAGACCAAGGCAUUGUAGCCGCAGAUGCAGAUGGUUCAGCCUCUUUUCGCAAAACAAUUCAGCGGCAAGAAGAGAAGUGGUGGCUUCCCGUACCUCGUGUCCCUCCUGCAGGACUCAGUGAAGACUCAAGAAAACAGUUGAAUCACUCUCGAGAAUGUGCAAACCAAAUACUAAAAGCAGCCAUGGCUAUCAACAACAUUGCUUUGGCUGACAUGGAAGUUCCCGAGUCAUAUUUGGAAGUUCUUCCUAAGAAUGGAAGAACUUGCUUGGGGGAUUUUAUUUACCGUUACAUAACAUCAAAUCAAUUCUCCCAAGAGUACCUUCUUGAUUGCUUAGACAUAUCCUCUGAACAUGUUGCAUUAGAGAUUGCAAACCGUGUGGAAGCAGCGAUUUAUGUAUGGCGCCGAAGAGUCCACACUCGGUUCUUACCAUCCCCAAAGCCCAACCGUUCUACCCCAAAAUCAUCAUGGGAAAUAGUUAAGGACUUCAUGGUUGAUGGAGAUAAGAGAGAAUUGCUAGCAGAUAGAGCUGAAAGCAUUCUAGUUUCCCUGAAGCAGCGGUUCCCAGGCUUAAGCCAAACCACCCUUGAUACCAGCAAGAUCCAGUGCAAUAAGGAUGUGGGGAAAUCCGUGCUAGAGAGCUACUCAAGAGUUUUGGAGAGCAUGGCAUUUAACAUUGUAGCUCGCAUUGAUGAUUUGCUAUAUGUGGAUGACUUGACAAAACAGUCAGAGAGGUUUGCAUUAGUUCCUACUACUACUACUACUACUACUGUUAAGGUGGUUUCUCAGCAGAAGAAGGUUACCCGUCCACAUGCGGUGUCUGUCUCAGGCACUGUUACUCCGCACAAAGCAGCAUUUAGCAGACCAAGCUUUUCACCAGCUUCUGUGCCACUCAUUAGUCCUGCAAGAGGGGAGAGAACUCCUUUCCUCCAUAACAAUAGCAUCAAACCUCAUCGUCGUGGCUUUGCGGUGAGGAGAGUGCUGUCAAAUUAUCUUGGAGUAGAGACAAAGACCACUAAGAUAUGCAGCAACUCAACAGAGGUGAAAUGUUCAAACCCAAGUAGCAAGAAAACUGAACAACAACGUGAGAAGAAACCAUGCACACUCAAAAACAAAACCAAAUGACUACCAAAAGGUUUAUCUAUUAGAUCCACUCAGUAGGGUUGUUGAGAUUCGUCGACACAAAGUUUACAUAGUUUAGUGGAGCAUAAACUACGUUGUUAUAAAGAAGCAUUUAUUAUAUAUUUUUUAACUUUUACAUUUGUAUCAUUCACGAGGAAUAUAUAUUUGUUGGUAUUGAGAAUUCAAAUUCAAAUUCAUACUCAUCAGUUGG
Vigna radiata var. radiata (mung bean) is the source of this 2368-nucleotide messenger RNA. RefSeq names its product rop guanine nucleotide exchange factor 5. Lineage: Eukaryota; Viridiplantae; Streptophyta; Magnoliopsida; Fabales; Fabaceae. The transcript has 7 exons. The record is from RefSeq and is a predicted model, not a curated record. The coding region runs from base 361 to 2160 and encodes 599 amino acids. Gene Ontology annotation, molecular function: guanyl-nucleotide exchange factor activity.